Molecule: messenger RNA, 1344 nt
Organism: Penicilliopsis zonata CBS 506.65
Lineage: Eukaryota; Fungi; Ascomycota; Eurotiomycetes; Eurotiales; Aspergillaceae
Exons: 3
Coding region: 1-1344 (447 amino acids)
Molecular function (GO): oxidoreductase activity, acting on the aldehyde or oxo group of donors, NAD or NADP as acceptor
Source: RefSeq, a predicted model, not a curated record
AUGUUAUCUGCCAUCUCCGCCGGAAAGAUCGACGGCCGCACCCAGAAUGUCCGAUACCGACAGACGCAGUUCCACCGGCUGUACGACAGCAUCGUGCGACAUCUAGCAGAUCUGGAAGAAGCCAUCGCCGCCGACUCUGACCACACGGCGGGCGAGGUACAGGCGGAGAUCUUCCUGGCGCUUCACGAAAUCCGUACGCACUACGCUUCCCUCGAUCUGCCGGCCAGUCUGGAGCGAGAGUACCGCGUGGCAAGGGGAAAGGACAAUGGCGACGCCAGAAGAGGGUUCGGGAUCGUGUACAUUGUGCCCUCGCAGUACACGCUGUUCUAUUCGGCAGUGGCUGCCAUGAGUGCCGCCCUGGCCGCCGGGAACUGCAUUGUUCUGGAACUUCCGGUGUCGCCAUCCUGUUCGUCUCCCCUUCUCCGAAAGAUUCUUUCCGUCCUCGACAGCGACACCUUUGCGAUUGUCCAGGACCGGCCCGACGCCGACUUCCUUCGGAAUACGUUGGUCGUAGCGCAAACCGCCCUCGACGGUCCCCUGUCGGAGAAUAGCAUCGCCUCCUCUCCCGGCUGUGUGGCUGCGAUCGUCGACCGAACCGGCAGUGUGGAAAAGUCGGCGGAAGAGCUCGUCGUCGCCCGUCUGGCCUUCCAUGGCCGCUCGCCCUAUGCGCCGGACGUGAUUCUCGUCAACGAGUUCUGCCUGCAAGCGUUUCUCGAAUCCGUCAUCCAGCAAACCGCCAAGACAGUGGGCAGGAUGAAGGCAUCCGAGCGGGAUGAUAGGCAAGACGAUCCGCAAGAGAAUCUCCCCGGUCAAAUCAUCGUCUCCGGGACAGGGUGGGCAGUCGUGCUGGUCAAGGACAGAGACUCGCUGCUGCGACGGAAGAUAACCCGGCGGUUAGUCGCGGUGCAUUCCGUCUCCAGUCUUGACGACGCCAUCAUUUUCUGCAACGAGCGUUCCAUCUCCGCCACGUACACGUUUGCCUCUCCGGCUGCAGCGAAAUACGUCUCCGAGUCCAUCGACGCCCCAGCGUGGAUCAACCACGUUCCAUACAACAUGCUAGUCGGCCCGGUGGUCGAUCAGAUCCAGUCCACCCGCUAUUCGGCUUCAUGGUUCGAGAUCCCCCGGCCACAGAUCGUCACCCGCUCGCGCACGGCAGGACAGAUCCGAGCCCUCCUCGGCUCGGCUGUGAUGCCUCUGGUUGAGUCCCUGCCGGCCAUCGACCAACGGCCUGGAUAUCGGGUCGGCUUCUUCGAGCAGGGGAUCAUCACCGGGGUUUGUUCGUUAGUCUUUGUGUCUUGUUCACUUCUCGGGAUGAGGAUCCUAGCGACCAGGCAGACCAGAUAG